GUUUUAUAUAUAAAUAUAAUUCAUUAUCAAAAUAUAUAUCAUCUAUUCCGUAGCGUAUAAAAUAUAUAUAAACGUUGCCGCAUCCAAAACAAAGUUGCAUAUUGUAAUCGGUUUUAUAUUAAUGUUUUAAGUAUAUGUAAAGUAAUUUUGUACUUGUAUAGUUUAAAUAUUAUGUUAUUCGUUUCAAUUUCAUCAUAUUUAUAAAAUUAACAUAAAGGUAUUGUGUUAAUACGAAUUUAGGGUUAAGAAAAUGUAAAUAGUGAACUUUUGAUCGGUUCUCAUUUUUUGUAUUAUAAUCUGACCAAAAUGGGUGAAAUGAAAAUUAAUAUCCACGAUGGUAUUAAAUCAGAACAAAAAUAUAAUAAAGUAAUAAAACAUAUAAAGGAUAAAUGGAAACUUGUACCUGCUUUCCUUAAAGGAAAAGGUCUAGUAAAGCAACAUAUUGAUUCCUUUAAUUAUUUUAUAAAUAUAGAAAUAAAGAAAAUUGUAAAAGCAAAUGAGAAGGUACUUAGCGAUGCUGAUCCUUUAUUUUAUGUAAAAUACUUAAAUGUUCAUGUGGGUUCACCUGAUGUUGAAGAAGGCUUUAAUGUAACACGUCCAACUACUCCACACGAAUGUCGUUUAAGAGAUUUAAAUUAUUCUGCUCCAAUUACAGUUGACAUUGAAUAUAUAAGAGGUCAUCAGCCAAUAAUUAGAAAUAAUUUAUUAAUUGGAAGAAUGCCCAUUAUGUUGAGAAGUUCAAAUUGUGUACUGACAGGUAAAUCACAUUUUGAAUUAGCAAAAAUGAAUGAAUGUCCACACGAUCCUGGUGGUUAUUUUGUAAUAAAUGGGCAGGAAAAAGUAAUUCUAAUACAGGAACAAAUGCUUAGAAACAGAAUCAUUUUAGAAGAAGAUAAUAAAGGAUGUAUUGUUGCUUCUUGUAACAGUUCCACUCAUGAAAGAAAAACAAAAACUAAUAUUAUCGGCAAAGGUGGACGAUAUUAUAUGAGACAUAAUAUUUUUCAAGAUGAUAUACCUGUAACAAUAAUAUUUAAAGCAAUGGGAAUUGUAAGUGAUCAGGAAAUUAUGCAACUUAUUGGUACAGAAGAAGAAUUUAUGAAAAAAUUCGCACCUAGUUUAGAGGAAUGUCAUGUAUUAAAUGUGUUUGCUCAAAAUCAAGCAUUAAGAUUUCUGAGUAAUAAAAGGAAACAGAAAAGGUUCUCAGUUAUAAAAUCUAGUGUUACAGAUGAAAUGAAAGAUGUAUUAGCAACCAACAUUUUGUCACACGUUCCUGUUGUAGAUUUUAAUUUUAAAAUGAAAGCAACUUACAUUGCUUUAAUGAUUCGUAAAGUCAUGAAAGCACAGUGUGAUGGGAAACUGGUAGAUGAUAGAGAUUAUUAUGGUAAUAAACGUUUAGAACUGGCUGGUUCAUUAUUGUCUUUGAUGUUUGAAGAUUUAUUUAAAAGAUUUAACUGGGAGUUAAAGCAAAUUGCAGACAAAAAUAUACCAAAAAUUAAAGCUGCACAGUUUGAUAUUGUAAAACACAUGAGACAGGAUCAAAUUACCAAUGGAUUGGCUUUUGCUAUAUCAUCUGGUAAUUGGACCAUUAAACGAUUUAAAAUGGAACGUCAUGGAGUCACUCAAGUAUUAUCUAGACUUUCUUAUAUUUCGGCACUUGGCAUGAUGACGCGAGUUAAUUCCCAAUUUGAGAAAACAAGAAAAGUAUCUGGUCCUCGAUCGUUACAGCCAUCUCAAUGGGGAAUGUUAUGCCCUAGUGAUACUCCUGAAGGAGAAGGUUGUGGUUUAGUAAAAAAUUUGGCUCUUAUGACACAUAUUACUACAGAAAUUGAUGAAGAGCCAAUUAUAAGAUUAGCAUUUAAUUUGGGAGUAGAAAAUGUUAAUAUCCUCGGUGGAGAAGAAAUUAAUAAUAAAGACGUUUACAUGGUUUUCUUAAAUGGUAAUAUUUUGGGUAUUGUAAAAAACUACCAGAGGUUGGUUAAUGUGUUUAGACUACUGCGCAGAAAAGGUCUCAUAAAUGGCUUUGUUUCUAUAUACAUACAACAUCAACAUAGAUGUAUUCAGAUUAGUUCUGAUGGAGGACGAUUGUGCAGACCAUAUAUUAUUGUACAACAUGGCGAACCUCUUAUACAAGAGGAACAUAUAAAAUUACUUGAACAAGGAGUAAGAUGUUUCGAAGAUUUUCUGCACGAUGGUUUAAUUGAGUACUUGGAUGUAAAUGAAGAAAACGAUAGCUCCAUCGCAUUUAAUGAAUCACAUAUCAAUGAAAAGACAACUCAUUUAGAAAUCGAACCAUUUACGUUACUUGGAGUUUGUGCGGGAUUAGUACCCUACCCACAUCACAAUCAAAGUCCAAGGAAUACUUAUCAAUGCGCUAUGGGGAAACAAGCAAUGGGAACUAUCGGUUACAAUCAACGCAAUCGUAUUGAUACAUUAAUGUAUAAUCUUGUAUAUCCUCAAGCACCCAUGGUGAAAUCCAGAACAAUAGAGCUAACCAAUUUCGAUAAAUUACCUGCCGGUCAAAAUGCAAUAGUAGCUGUUAUGUCUUAUAGCGGCUACGAUAUUGAAGAUGCUCUCAUUUUAAAUAAAGCCUCGAUUGAUAGAGGAUACGGACGAUGUUUAAUUUAUCGAAAUGCAAAAUGUACAUUAAAAAGAUAUGCUAAUCAAACGUAUGAUCGAAUAAUGGGUCCGUUGAUUGAUUCAAAUACGAAAAAAUCUGUUUGGAAACACGAUGUUAUCGAUAGCGAUGGAAUUGCUGCACCUGGAGAAAUGGUGGAAAACCGAAAGGUGAUGGUAAAUAAAUCAUCACCUUCUGCAAAUAUUGGACCAGUGAAUUCUGGCAAUGUUCAGACACAAACAGAAUACAAAGAUGUGCCAGUUGUUUUUAAAGGUCCUGUUCCUGCAUACGUUGAAAAAGUUAUGAUUUCUAGUAACGCGGAAGAUGCAUUUUUAAUUAAAUUAUUAUUAAGACAAACUCGAAGGCCUGAGAUAGGCGACAAAUUUAGCAGUCGGCACGGACAAAAGGGUGUAACCGGAUUAAUCGUGGAACAAGAAGAUAUGCCAUUUAACGAUUAUGGGAUCUGUCCUGACAUGAUCAUGAAUCCGCACGGCUUUCCUUCGCGUAUGACAGUUGGAAAACUGAUAGAAUUACUUGCAGGAAAAGCUGGCGUUAUAAAAGGAGAAUUUCACUAUGGCACAGCAUUUGGAGGUUCGAAAGUGGAAGAUGUUUGCGAAGAAUUGAUAAAGCAUGGUUAUAAUUAUUUAGGCAAAGAUUUAUUUUAUUCCGGUAUUACUGGAGAACCAUUACAAGCAUAUAUUUACUCUGGUCCGGUAUAUUAUCAAAAAUUAAAACACAUGGUGCAAGAUAAAAUGCAUGCCCGUUCUCGAGGGCCAAGAGCUGUAUUAACACGUCAACCAACGGAAGGUCGUGCCAAAGAAGGAGGUUUACGAUUAGGUGAAAUGGAACGAGAUUGUUUAAUCGGAUACGGUGCUAGUAUGAUGUUGAUAGAAAGACUUAUGAUAUCCAGUGAUGCAUUUGAUAUUGAUAUAUGCAACAAAUGUGGUUUGAUGGCAUAUAGCGGUUGGUGUCACAGUUGUCGUUCUAGUUCAUGUGUUUCUACGAUUUCUAUGCCUUAUGCUUGCAAAUUACUUUUUCAAGAACUCCAAUCUAUGAAUAUCGUACCUCGUCUAACUUUGAAAAAUUAUUGUGAGUAAUUUUAUACAAUGUGAUAAUUUUCUUUUAACGCUUUUCUAACAUAAAGGAAAGGAAACGUCAAAAGUAUUCCACAUAUAUCUUUGA
This is a messenger RNA of Osmia bicornis bicornis, 3796 nucleotides long. RefSeq names its product DNA-directed RNA polymerase III subunit RPC2 (gene RpIII128). The transcript has 15 exons. The record is from RefSeq and is a predicted model, not a curated record. Gene Ontology annotation, biological process: DNA-templated transcription. Lineage: Eukaryota; Metazoa; Arthropoda; Insecta; Hymenoptera; Megachilidae. Gene Ontology annotation, molecular function: DNA-directed RNA polymerase activity; DNA binding; ribonucleoside binding. Gene Ontology annotation, cellular component: RNA polymerase III complex. The coding region runs from base 307 to 3711 and encodes 1134 amino acids.